AUGGCGGAGCAGAAGCCCGAAUUCCUACGCUUCACAGGCCACCGGCAUUUUGCGCAGCGGCUGGUGCUGUCGACGCUGUCGGGUCGGCCGGUGCACAUCUCCAAGAUCCGCAGUACGUCGGCGACGCAUCCGGGGCUGGCCCCACACGAAAUCUCGCUGCUGCGCCUGAUUGAGGCCGUCACCAACGGCAGCGCCAUCGACGUGUCGUACAGUGGUACCACCGUCGUCUACCAGCCGGGCCUAAUCACCGGCACCGUAGCCGGCGCCGGUGCCUCCGUCGGUGACAUAGUCGAGCACUCGCUGCCCGCCAACUGCAACCGCGGCGUCACCUACUUCCUGAUGCCGCUGGCCCUCCUAGCCCCCUUCUCCAAGGCUCACGUCAACGUGCGGUUCUCCGGGCCGGGCGUCAUCACCGCCGCGACCCACGUCACUGGGGACGUGUCGGUCGACACUUUCCGAACCGCCGUGCUGCCGUUGUACGCCCUGUUCGGGAUCCCACCCACGCGCAUCGAGCUGCGCGUGCUGGCGCGCUCCUGCGCAGGGCCUGGUGGCCGUGGUGGUGGUGGCGUUGUCGAGCUGCGCUUUGCCAGCCAGGUGCGCCUGCCCAAGACGCUUCACGUCAACCGCCGCCCGGGCCGCAUACGGCGCAUCCGCGGCGUCGCCUACUGCACCGGCGUGUCUGCCAGCCACAACAACCGCAUGAUCCACGCUGCGCGCGCCGUGCUCAACGCCCUCGUGUCUGACAUACAUGUCGCCGCCCAGUACGACCCGUCCCCGCUCGUCGCCACCGACAAGAACGCCCCGGGCAAGAAGAGGAAGCUCGGCAUUGGCUUCGGGCUCAGUCUGGUCGCCGAGUCGAGCGCCCAGGGCGUGCUGUACGCAGCCGACGAGGUGGCGCCCCCUGAGGGAGGCGUGGUGCCCGAGGACGUCGGCGCACGGUGUGCUUACCAGCUGCUCGAGCUUAUCUCACAAGGCGGUUGCGUAACCUCUACCGCAUCAUCCACGGUACUGACACUAAUGGCGAUGGGGUCCGAGGAUGUAGGCCGGCUGAGGCUUGGACGGAACGUUGUGGGUAGAGACGAGACAAUAGCCCUUGCAAGAGACCUCAAGACAUUCGGCGCAAGCAGUUGGGGAGUACGCGAUAUCGACGACGAUGACACUGGUGAUGUAAUAGUUUCGGUGAAGGGCACAGGAGUGGGCAAUGUUGGGCGCAAAGUAGCGUGA
Lasiosphaeria miniovina is the source of this 1224-nucleotide messenger RNA. Its product is annotated as RNA 3'-terminal phosphate cyclase/enolpyruvate transferase. Gene Ontology annotation, molecular function: RNA endonuclease activity. Lineage: Eukaryota; Fungi; Ascomycota; Sordariomycetes; Sordariales; Lasiosphaeriaceae. Gene Ontology annotation, biological process: ribosome biogenesis; endonucleolytic cleavage of tricistronic rRNA transcript (SSU-rRNA, 5.8S rRNA, LSU-rRNA). The transcript has a single exon. Bases 1 to 1224 code for a protein of 407 amino acids. Gene Ontology annotation, cellular component: nucleolus. The record is from RefSeq and is a predicted model, not a curated record.